Molecule: messenger RNA, 1068 nt
Organism: Dovyalis caffra
Lineage: Eukaryota; Viridiplantae; Streptophyta; Magnoliopsida; Malpighiales; Salicaceae
Source: the annotation of a GenBank genome assembly
AUGGAGGAAGGAUCGUCAAAACCUUCAAAUUUGUUGCGGGACAAAAUUCGCAACUUGAAGCACACUACUAUGGAAGAAUUCAAAAGAAAGGCAAUCUCACACUGGAUUCUUCUAGCUUUGAGCAUCAUGGCAAUGCUUGUGGCAUUUCCUGCAUCAAGUCUACUAACACGGGUUUAUUAUGCGAAUGGGGGUGCAAGCAAGUGGAUUAUUUCAUGGGUGGCAGUUGCAGGGUGGCCUUUAACUGCUUUAAUUCUGCUUCCUUCUUACUUCUUUGUUGAUAGUUCUCCCACUCCUCUGACCUUCAAACUCCUCGCUUCUUAUAUUGUGCUGGGUUUCUUAAGUGCUGCGGAUAAUCUUAUGUAUGCGUAUGCCUACGCAUACCUCCCAGCAUCAACUGCUGCUCUUCUGGCUUCAUCAUCCCUAGUGUUUUCUGCUCUAUGUGGAUAUUUUCUAGUGAACAACAAACUGAAUGCUUCAAUGAUAAAUGCUAUUGUCUUAAUUACUGCUGCUAUGACAAUUAUUGCAUUAGAUUCGGAUUCAGACAGGUAUGAUUAUGUUAGUGAUCGCCAAUAUAUCAUGGGUUUUAUAUGGGAUAUUUUGGGAUCUGCACUUCAUGGCCUCAUCUUUGCUCUCUCGGAGCUAGUUUUCCUUAAGUUGAUGGGGAGAAGAUCCUUCCAUGUUGUGUUGGAGCAGCAGGUCAUGGUUUCUUUCUUCGGAUUUGUAUUUACCACCAUUGGUGUUAUUUUAAACAAUGAUUUUGAAGGGAUGGCAUCUGAGGCUAGAACAUUCACGGGAGGUAAAUCUUCAUAUAUCCUGGUUCUUGUUUGGGGCGCCAUUACUUAUCAGCUGGGGGUAUUGGGAGCCACUGCCGUGCUUUAUUUGGCUUCGACUGUGCUGGCCGGUGUUCUCAAUGCAAUAAGGGUACCAAUCACGGCUAUUGCUGCUGUUAUUUUGCUACAGGAUCCCAUGAGUGGUUUCAAGAUUCUUUCCCUGGUAAUCACAUUUUGGGGAUUUACCUCUUACAUCUAUGGAAAUUCCUCAACUAGUAAUAAAGACUCUCAAUCAUAA